Molecule: messenger RNA, 2299 nt
Organism: Belonocnema kinseyi
Lineage: Eukaryota; Metazoa; Arthropoda; Insecta; Hymenoptera; Cynipidae
Product: BRISC and BRCA1-A complex member 1-like
Exons: 1
Coding region: 177-1043 (288 amino acids)
Biological process (GO): mitotic G2 DNA damage checkpoint signaling; positive regulation of DNA repair; double-strand break repair
Cellular component (GO): nuclear body; BRISC complex; BRCA1-A complex
Source: RefSeq, a predicted model, not a curated record
UUUUCGACCUAACCUCUUCAACAUCAACAAUUUUCAACCAAGUUCAGCUAUAAAAUCAGCUGUUGUGAGCGUGCUGUUGUCUCUUUCUCCUCUAAUUUAAGAGUUUAUUUUGUUUUAUUGAGUUUAAUUUUAAUCCGUCAAAGCAAUACGUAUUAAAAAGAAGCGAAUGUCAAGCGAUGAGCGAAGAAAUAGGUGAAGAAGUCGCUGUCCUGUCGGAGAAGUUGCAAAUGUGUUCCACAAGUAAUUCCGAUGCUCUCGAAAAAAUAAAAAACACACGCUCUGUUUUCGAGGGCAAAAACAAUUUGGAAAUUCGCUCAAAAAUGCAGACAAACAACGUGAAACCUGUCAACGUCCUCGAGAGGAUUAUUUUUAUUAUCGACGCUACGAUCGAACCGAAUGCAACGCAAUUUGAACUUGGCAGAGGUGACAAAUUUCCACCCUUAUUCAUGAUCAAGAGAGUCGUCGAGAUUUUUAUCAAUGCCAAAUCUAUGAUUAAUCCCAAUCACGAAUAUGCAUUGAUGAUCUUGUGUGGCAAUGAUGUCCGCUGGAUCAAAAAGUUCACCAACAACACCACAGAUUUCUUGGCCUACGUCGACGACAUCGAAGAUGCUUACAACAAUUGCAAUGUCUUUGAACUGGGAAAAUUAUUCAGUGAAAUCGAGGAAGUUGUGGUAAAAAAGGAACCGAGUUUUGUGACCCGUGCUCUAAUGAUAUAUUGUCGUUCUCACGCAAUUCCGAAGUUUUCAUCUCGGAUUAAUUUCGAAAAUCUGAUGAAGAGGCAACGUUUUUUCUUAGACAUUUUGUACAUUCAUGAACAUCCAAGUGAAGAUAAUGAAUGUGAUAGAAUUUAUUCUGCUUUGAAUGCACUUGAUGUGAAAAGUUGUGCAUACAUUUUCGAAGUUGGGAGAAACGCAACGAGACUUCAUGAUCACAUGGUGAAAUUAGUGGCCCAUCCACUUCAAAGGCCACUGCAAAAAGAUGCACAUUAUUCUUUGCAAGCUCACCUGGCUUCUCUGCAGAAGGAAGUGCACACGAAUGUGUGAUUCUAUGGAUAAGCAUAAGGAUCUUUUUAUUCUAGGAAUUACUGUUUAUUCCACAUUCUAGAAUAUGUUUUGAGUGGACGAUACUGAUCAAAUGAAAAGAAUGUACGUAGACUUUUAACAGAUUUUAAAUUAACCAUCGUUAGAAUUUAUCGGAAUGAAAGUUUGAGAAUGUAAAGAUGUAAAAAGUUACAAGAAGGUGGUUCUAAUUUUGCGUUUGUCUUUGCCAUACUUUAUUAUUAUGUACUACUUAAAAACUGUGGAUAAUAUGUAUAUUUGGUUGUGUUCCCUUGUUCUUGAAAUGUUUGUCUUUUUAUAUAAUCAGAGACUGUUUUUGUUGAAGAGAUUUCAUUUCAAAAUAAAUUAAUUUAAUUUGUAAUGAAAACAAGGCUUUUUAAGGGCGUUGAAACCAGGACCUAACCUCAAAAUUAAAAUACCUCAUUUUACUCCAUAAAUAAUAGAACAACAUCUUUUUCAGAUAAUCAGGGCUUAUUUCUGUUCCAAAUAAGAUCUGUAUUUGUAGUGAAAAAUUGUUUAAUUUCAAUAUUUUUUGCGAAAAACUAUUUUUUAUGUCUGCAUUAGAGUAGGAAAAAAGUUUUCCUCAAAAAAUAUUGAAAUUAACUGAUUUUUCACUCCGAAUAUUAAUUUGACUCCAAACAGAAAUAGGCCGUGAUUAUCUAAAAAAUAUGUUAUUCAAGUAUCUAUGGAGUAAAAUGAGGCAACCCAAGUUUGAGGUUGGGUCCUGGUUUCAAUGCCCUUAAAAGACUUUAUUAGAAAGAAAAUUAAUUAAUUUUUUAAUGAGAAAAAGGCUUUUAAGAGCUUUUAUGUAAAGGGAAGACCACUCUACAGCAGAUAGUCAAUCAUUUAAAACUUAUGCAUGUAAAAUAAUUCAUUUAAUCUAAUUAAUAGUUGAGUCACAAUACGUGUUAGUAUAUUAGAAUACGAAUUGAUUAUUUCACUUAUAUUUAAUAUUUGUGCUUAUAAUUAAUGACUAUCUAUUGUAGGGGUGUCUCUCCUACUAAAAGCAAUUGUAAUGCUCUUGCAUUCAUAUGUUUUACAAACAACGGUUUAAUAUUUCUCGAAAUAUGUAUUAAUUAAGCUUUUGAUAGGGUAGGAAAGAAUCUUUACAAAAGUUGCAUUUAUGUUAUAAAUAGAAAAUUCUAUUUGCAUGUUGAAGAUAAGUACACAAUUUCUGUGAACUGCAAGCAACUAACAAUAAAAGCUUUAUUUAUGGAUAAAUUUAGUGAAAUGUUACUUAA